AGAUUGAGUUGUGUGUGUGAGAGAACGCCGACGGGAGCGCGCAGCAACGGAGAGAGAAGACCCGUUUGAACGCGAGGAGAGAGAGAGAGAGAGUUUGAGUACGAGUGGGUGUGAGAGAGAGAGAUCGAGAGUGAACGGGAGGAGAGAGAGCGACGACCGUGAGGGUCCGGGUGCCUGAGGGACGGACGACACGGAGAGGGGGAGGUCUGAGGGAGUGCGUUAUCGUCUGACAGACCGAGACAGGUUGAAUGAAGCUGCACCUGGUGCUUCUGAGGGCAUUUCCCAUGUUUUGAUUUGCUCUGUUUUUUUAACUUUCUAAACUUGGUUUCACCGAGCUGUUCCCUGCCAUGCCGUCCAACAGUCCUGCUACUGGUGAACCACCCCAGACGCCAGAGAACGACACUUCUAACGAUGUGAGUGAAGAUGGUGCAGACCAGGACAGUCCAGAGGAGGGGACACCGGCGAGCCCCCGCAACAAGCGCAGAGUGGGUCGUCCCAGCAGGAAACGCAAACAGCUGCUUCCUGAGAUGGCAACCUCUGACCCCUGUGCAAACGCCCCCCCAACUCCGCCUGAGGAGCCGGCGCCUUCACCCUCCCCUCGCAAGAAGCGCGGGCGUCGGAAACAAGAGCCAGCGGAGAGGAAUAAGGACGAGCCAGAUGACAGAAACUGCGACUCCCCCAGAGAGGGAGAGACUGGGAGGCUGCGGAGAAGGCCAGUCCCCAGAGUAACUUUUCAGGCUGGAGAUCCAUACUAUAUCAGCAGGAGACAGAGAGAAGAAUGGCUCAGCCGCUGGAAGAUGGAGGCAGAGCGACGGGCCUACCGAGAGGCAGAGAUAAACAUGAUGGAUGACCUCUCAGAAGCUGACUUUCAGAAAGAGGAGGAGCCCGCCAGCCCUGCCCCUCCCCCUUCACAACAACACACAGACCCUGCCUCUCCGACGGUCGCCGUGACACCCGAGCCGGUCGCCAGGGGAGAACAGGCCACGCCCAGUGAGAUUGAAUACCAGGUCUGUGUGGAGAAGUUGAUGCCCCUGAGCGCUUUCUCAUCUGCCUUCCACCAGCCAACCUACAACAAACAGUCCAUGUACCGGAAAGCCAUCUUCGAGGCUCUGCGGGUGGCCAGCGUCCGAGCGGGGAGGCCAGUUCCUUCCUGUGAUGGCAGUGAUGAUGCAGAGGGGGUGGAUCUUCAGACCAGAGAGAUGAUAGAGUGGGCCAUGACCGGUUUCCUGCCCGCUGGUCCACAAUCAUUGGACCCUCCAGAGGAGGAACAAAAUCCAUAUAAGGAAGUGUACCCAGAGAUGUGGGGGGAGCCUGAGGCUGCGUACACGCCUCCACCUGCAAAGAAACCACGCAAAAACACGCAAGAAAAAGCAAAGAUCAGAGAGGUGAUCGACGAAGGGACCAGAGAGAGACUUAUAUUUGAGAUCAAAAAGAAGACCAGGAAUAUAGAAGAUAUCUGCAUCUCCUGUGGAAGCCUCAAUGUCUCCCUGGAGCAUCCUCUGUUUGUAGGAGCAAUGUGCCAGGGCUGCAAGAACUCGUUCCUGGAGUGCGCCUACCAGUAUGACGAUGAUGGCUACCAGUCCUACUGCACCAUCUGCUGUGGAGGCAGGGAAGUGCUCAUGUGUGGCAACAACAACUGCUGUAGGUGUUUCUGUGUGGAAUGCGUGGAUCUCCUGGUCGGGGCUGGCUCGGCAGCGGCAGCCAUCAAAGAAGACCCCUGGAACUGCUACAUGUGUGGACCCCGCAACACCUACGGCCUACUGCGACGGCGGGAUGACUGGCCCUGCAGACUACAGCAUUUCUUUGCCAACAACCACGAGCAGGAAUUUGAGCCGGCAAAGUUGUAUCCCCCAGUUGCAGCAGAGAAGAGGCAACCAAUCAGAGUCCUCUCUUUAUUCGAUGGCAUUGCCACAGGUCUUCUGGUGCUGAAAGAUUUGGGCAUCCAGGUCGAAAAGUAUGUUGCAUCAGAAGUGUGUGAAGACUCCAUCACUGUCGGCAUGGUUCGACACGAGGGACGCAUCAUGUACGUGGGAGACGUACGCACCGUAACUCGCAAACAUAUCGAUAAAUGGGGACCAUUUGACCUGGUGAUAGGAGGAAGCCCCUGCAACGACCUUUCCAUAGUCAACCCUGCAAGGAAAGGACUUUAUGAGGGGACCGGCCGGUUGUUUUUUGAGUUUUACCGUCUGCUGCAUGAGGCGCGGCCAAAACCCGGCGACGAGAGGCCGUUCUUCUGGCUGUUUGAGAAUGUGGUCGCUAUGGGAGUCAGCGACAAACGGGACAUCUCCCGCUUUCUAGAGUGUAACCCAGUGAUGAUCGACGCCAAGGAGGUUUCUGCUGCCCACCGCGCUCGCUAUUUCUGGGGAAACCUGCCCGGCAUGUCCAGGCCAUUGACACCGAUGGCAAACGACAAGCUGGACCUACAGGAGUGCCUGGAGCAUGGCCGCACAGCCAAGGGGAAAGACGAGCAUUUCCCCGUCUACAUGGACAACAAGGAGGACAUACUGUGGUGCACCGAGAUGGAAAGGGUGUUUGGUUUCCCCGUCCACUACACCGACGUGUCCAACAUGAGUCGUCUGGCCAGACAAAGGCUUCUGGGACGUUCGUGGAGCGUCCCUGUCAUCAGGCACCUUUUUGCUCCUCUAAAGGAGUACUUUGCCUGCAACUAGUCACACACACCAACUCCCUCCCACGUACAGACACACACAUAUAAACAGAAACAGACACUGAUAACCAUACACAGUGUACAGUCAGUACAUGAAGGUUGGCUGACGCAAAAUGAAACAGAUGACCGGACAUAGACACACAAACACUCACAUACACACUCUGUAAAGGACUGCUUCCUGAGAUCCCUUGUAGACCACUGGCUGACCUUAGUCCCCUGGUGCUACCGUGCUACCACACACACAUACACAUACACACACACACACACAGGUACAGUUUUCUGUCAUACACAAACUUCCUGUCCGACCUUGAAACUGAUGUCUUUUGGCUUUACUGUGUCGUAUCAGCUGGAGUUCAAACCUCCAGGGGGCGCUAAACUAACACAGAUGCCCUGCCUUUUUUCUGUCUUUAAGAUCUCUCUGAAUACGUACAAACAGACCAAUGAGUCCCGCAACACUUUACUGUAUUCAUGUGUUGUGAAAACAGAAACACACACAAACACACAUAACAGUCGUGGUGCUGGUCAGGCAGUGAUACAAUCUAAAUGGUGCCACUUUAAUACAACACUUUUACAGAUUUUGGUGCUCUUGGAGACUGAAUGGUCUCUGCUUGUUUCAGUCGCUGCAGUUUUGAGUUCAAAUAGACGAGCAGGUGGAGGCAACAGCAGGCAAAACAGGUAGCUGUGAGGUUUAAGGAUUGAAUGAGGAUGCAGGAGAGUGUCCAAAAGGAAGAUAACCCAGCUUAGAUUUCUUGAUGCAUGCUCCAGGUAAGGAAAUUCCAAAAAGUUGAUUCUGGACGUAGCGCUUUCAAUGGGAGGAACGUUUCGCUCGAACGAACAGUGGAAGUGGAAGAACAUUGUACCAAAAAGGCUUCAGUAAAGCUGGGAAGACACCUAAAGGAAGCUCCAGGCGAUCCUGGAGAGAAGAACAACUGCUACCUAAGCAAAAAUGUUUAUUGAUCUUUUUUUUUUCAGGAGUAAUAGAACAGCUGAGACGUAUUUUCUGUAAACACCACGUCUCGGUAGCUUUCAAACCCUAAAACACCCUGCGCCAAAAAUUGCUCCCCCCAAAGGAUCAGGUCCCCCAGCACAAACAGAGUAAUAUGGUGCACGCUGUUAAGUGCCAGAAGGAUUGCCAUGAUUCAUACAUUGGGGAAACCAAACAACCUCUGGCUAAGCGGAUGGCAUCUCUGAAUUGAGGAGGAGGCCUAAGAGUUCAUCUUUUCACUUUCAUGCUGUGAUUGCAGUCAUUCCCCAACUCUCUGUGAAUGGUAUGGCAAUUUGCAUGUUUAUGAUCAUGAAGCUGACCUCACAGUCCAUUGUUACUCACUGGUGCUAGUUUUAGUCAUUAUGCAAAGGUCCUGUUUAUAAGGUUGGGGAAACCUGCAGUCAGGUGAGACUGAAGAAGUCAUUGAAAAUGCUACGUCCAGAUGAACAGAAUCAAUCUUUUGGGACCAGCUCAGAUUAAUAUAUAGAGAAUUUUUUUUAGUGUGACUACAGCUUAAUAAGACUAUAACCUUUAAAUGUUUCUUAAAGGAGGAGGAUGCUCUUGUGCUACAAAUAAUCCUUGCAGGUGAAUUUAUACCUCAGUGCAAAAAAAAAAAAAAGAGAGAGAUCCACUUUUAUCUAAAGCAAUAUGAAAUAAUAAAAUACAACAGAAUUUUAUUGGGAUGCAGCUGUGGUUUGAGGAGUUUAUUUUACUUGUUAAUGUUUGAUUUUUGUAUUUUUCAGUAGUUUCUUGUGUCUCCAGGGUGGACUUACUAUUAUCACUUUAGUUUCAGUGUUAGUUUUACUUCUCCUUAUUAUGAAAUGUAUGGUAGUUUUUAUCGGGAUGGAAUAAUACAAUACAACAAAACAAACACAGAGAUGAAGACAUCCUGGUGUCCUCAUCCUGGUUGACAAAUUGACUAAAACCGAAGACAGUUGCUGUAUAGUUUAAUAUUUUAUAUAGUUUUGUAAGUGUUUUGGUUAGUUUUCUUUUUAUUUCAGUGAACUAAUUUGUGGUUUAGUUUCAGUUAACUUUAACAGCCUUAUUGUAAGAUCAAAAUGCUGACAUAUAUAAAAGCAAAAAACCCUCUGAAUGUAAACAAAAGUUAUGAAAUUUAAAAUUAGUACAGUAGAAACAUCCUUGCUGCUGUCUGCAUCCCCAGUGUUUAGAGUGCCCUCUAGUGGGAGAUAACCAUGUUAGGGUAAAACAUACUUCAUACUGCGAAUGUACUCUAUACACCGUAUAUCCUCACAACAAGCAAACCAUCUCUGUACUGUACUGAUUACUUCCUGGUGGUUUUCAGACACUAGGUUCACGAAUGCUUUUAAUAAUGAAAAUAUUUCCUCGUGUUUCACUUACGCUGGGAUGACAACUGUUAAAUGACUUUGGUGCUCAUUUUAAAUUUAAUAUUACUCUGAUGUCACUCAGCUGAUGAUUAUCAGGAACAAGUAGAUGUCAUCAUAUUAUACCAAAGUUUGCCUCGUUAAGAUUCAUUGGUUAAGAGUGUCAUUGGACGUUCAUUGGAUGUUAGGUUGAUAGAUUUGAAGUUAAAUUCAAGUAAUCUCAAAUUUAACUUGAUUAUCUUUUGACUUCCCUCUAUUUCUUCAAGGUAUUGUUUAGGGCUAAUGGGAAAUUUCUGUAAAAUGAUAUGCUAACAACUCUCCAGCAUCAUAAAUUCCAAACAUUAAGUAUUGUGCAAAAUAAUUUAGUGUUUGAGUGGAUUUGAGAUUAUGAAAUGCAAAUAUAUUUAUUGUUUAGGACUUGGCACAGUGUCCUCCAAAUGUGGACUAACUGCAGUAACUCCAAUGCUUUUGUUGUCUGUUUUUGAACUGGCAUAUGAACAUAAGAUCCAAAUAAUGCCAAGAUACCAAAGUAGUUUCAUUCUAUUCAUAUUUUAUUUUUUAUAUGUACAGUGAACUCAAAUGUAUACUAACAGUAUUCUGAGUUUCAUAUGAAAAUCUCACCUCAAAAUAGAAGUGAACAGUUUUAAUCAAACUUUUUUUUCUUUAAAUUCACAUCAACUUAACAGAAGAGGGUCUAGAUCAGCUGAUUUUGGCAAUUCCUUAAAUGUGUUAGAGAGAAAUCAGCCGUUGGUGAAGUAGGACCAUGUAAUACCACUUUGUACCACAAGAUAGCACAUCAGGUUUAUGUAUUCUUACUUAGGCUGGCAGUCUGGCAAAUGAAAUGAGUAAAUGAAUGAAAGGCUUCUUGAGGAAUAAAAGCAAAUAUCAGAGGGUAAAAACAGAAACGGCAGCAUGAAUCUCAAACCAUAUCAACAGAGUCACAUGGAAAACACUGCCCCCUGAUGGUGAAGGAUUUAGUUAAAAGCUGCAAGCAGCUGCAAAAAGUACCUUUAAAGAGAAAGCCCCUCGAGGCAUUUAUUUGGACAGUUUUGAAAUACUAUCUAAAUUAGCUUUGAUUUCAAAGGUCACUGGGACAUAAGAAACAGAAAUAAGAAAAAGAAAUAAGGUAUUUUCCCCUGGAAGUUAAACUUCUAUCAACAUAGCAAAAUUCCCAGGAUGUCUGUGUCUCUGUUUAAGUGCUUUCAAUCUCCAACUCCAACCAUAGGGAAUAUAAAGGACAGGAUUUUAUCCAUCAACUUUAAAUAACCAGUAGUCUUUUCUUGCAUUGCCCCCUGCUGGUCAUUCAAAAAAGAAAAUCGAGGUUUAAGGCACUUCUGUCUUUUACAGAAUGAGGUUAAACUCAUUCUGCAGGAUUAUUUCUGCCUGCAGAGCACCAUCGCCUCCGAGAAGCAUUAACCUAAAACAUUGGUGGUUAGAAGUAGAAGACAUUCAGCAUCCUCUUCUCAGCAGCAUUUUACGCUCCCUCCUCUUACAAUGCAGCUUCUUUCUGUGCCUCAGCUCCACUGUCAGUUAAGUGACUAGUCUGCCAUCCCCCUGGCACUCGUUCUCCCCCUGUGUUUCACAGGGAUCCAAAACGUCCUACAGUCACCGUUCUGCAUCGGCGUCGGCUGAAAGCAGAGGCCGACUUUACUCUGUGGACAAUAUGCUGGCUUUCUACUUCCUGUGACUGAAACAGAUAGCCCUGUAUAAAUAAAAAGAAGCUUCCUUAUGUAACACAGGUUCAGCUGUGUGAGCCUUCUUGGGUGUUUCAUCUGCCUUUCACCCAAUGCAUGCUGGGAUGAACUCAGCUGCUCUGUGAAGAGGAAAUGUCAUCCAGUGUGGUGGCUGUAUUUAUUACACACACACACACACACACACACACUAUGAGAAACAAGUUCAUAUGUAUGUUUUAUUUAGACAGGGCUGCCUUUAGAGAAAACACUUCAGUCUGGUGCUUUUGGUCCUCGGAUGACCAUCUUUUCCAGGAAGCCUUCCGAUCCUCAGACCUUCCUCAGAUACCAGCUAACAACUGGACACAUGCAGUCUAUGCCGUCUCACACACACAAACACACACACACAGACCUUCACACAAACAUGCACAACCUCUCAUAGCCACAGUAAGCCAGCAGGUUCAAAGAUUUUGUUCCAUCGUGUUUACUAUCCGUUUCUACAACCAACCUUCAGGUGCUUUUUAAACUCUGCUCUUUUUUACAGUGCUCUUCCUGCAGGUCUCACACACACUCACACACUCAUUUGCUGGAAACAACCUUCACGCUUUUCCUUUCGCUACAGAACACCCAACACCGCUACACUCACACAUGCAUACACACUGUGUUCUUGCCGGCCGCCUGUCCGCCAUCAGGCUUUCCGCAGCGCUGCUGGCUGUGACAUCAUCAUGGCCCCACGACGCUUGGUGCUCCCAAAUCUUGCCCACCCUUACCCUAAUCCCUCCCUCACUCCAAUAACCCCACCUCGCCCUGCCCUGCCCCUCCCCAGGUGCUGCAUGUCAGUCAGUCAGUGUAAUCUCCGAUUCCAUGUUAGAUUAGGGAGUAACGAUAAUAAUAAUAUGGUAAUAAUAAUUACAGUAAUAAUCUGUUAUUGUGUGUGUGUACUGUUCCAGGUUGGUGCUCAGUUCAGUUCAGUCUCAGCCUAGAGUGGAGAGAGAGAGGCUAGAGAAAGCAUAUAUUACAGUUAGUAUAGUGACUUGUUCUAUUUUAAAUCGUUGAAGCUAUGAGCCGCACGAUGCUCUCAAACAGAGACGGGUUGAGUUAAAGCUGUCUGUAAAAGCUGAAUUUCCACUGGCAUAAGGCGGUUCCCAGUCUGGAGGUCCUGAGACUUAAGAAACGUAUUAAUAAAAUACAUGAGCUUCACAGAAUCUUAUCAUUUCAGAUUUAUUUAAGGCCAUGUGCAGAUCUGAUCCAUGCCAAAACAUUUAAAUCAAAUUUAAUAACUUAGUUCCUAAAGUUUUGGUCAUCCUCUGAACCAGAAAUCUGAGCUUCUUCAGAAGCUGUUAAACAGUUAAAUAACUUCACAACUUUUAGAUGGGGAUAUUUAUAUCUAGAUGUAUAUACACGCCAAAGUAGCCAUAAUAUUAAAGUACCUGCCUAAUAUUGUAUAGUCCCCCCUCAAUCUGGGAAGUUUAGAGGCCACAUCCAAACAUCAGGCUUGUUGUUGCGUUCCUCGAGCCAUAUUUGUGGUGUGCUGAGGGAGACCACCGCCAUUGGGGAGUGCCCUUGCCAUAAAAUGUGUGAGCUUGACAUGUAAGCCAUUGCUGGGUGGGCGUUUUGUGACAAAGUGGCACCUGACUGAACGCCAGGAUCCAAAUUUCUCAGCAGAGCAUCGCAUUAAAAGCGUGGUCACUCACUGCAGCUCCCAGUGGUUUAAGUCUUGGGGCUCACCGGCGUUUGUUAUAUUUGCUCUGGAGGCUGCUGGUUCAGCACAGGCAUGACGAUUUUCAGCCUGUUUACAGUUUCCAGCAGUUUAUUUUCCUUUUCUCCAACACGUCUCUGUGUGAGAGCUCCAUGAGGGGAAAAAGUGUGAGGGAAAGGAGCUGACGUUUUUAAGUGAUGGGUGAUACGGUGAUGAUGUUUCUGUUCGCCUAUCGACAGCUUUUAGGCUGAGUGAUGCGCUGUUUUAAACACUGAUACACUUUCAAACACACACAUACAUACACAGACAAACACACACUGUUAUGACACAGAGCAACCGACGCUCACACGCAGAGAUACAUGCACAACACCUACAAAUACAAUGCUGUGGCGCAUGCAGACACUCAUCUCAUGGACUAAAUGUAAGAUGAGCUUUUAGGAAAAGGAGGACCUGUUGGUGUUUCAAAAGGUGCUAAAAUUUUAUCUGAAAACAAGAAAAAUUUAUUGUUAGGAGUAUAAAUCAAGUUUGUCUUUACAUUUACUGUAUUUAUGUUUGCGGUAGUGAAGAAAGGCACUAUUAUUAUUUUACUCUUGUAUGAAUAUGAACUAAUUAAAAAGGCAUUUUAACUUUGUACUUGAACAGUGUAAGAAAUGAACCGUGAAUAAACAAGAACUGUUUAUUGUGA
Messenger RNA from Neolamprologus brichardi, 9047 nucleotides. NCBI's taxonomy places the organism in Eukaryota, Metazoa, Chordata, Actinopteri, Cichliformes, Cichlidae. The record is from RefSeq and is a predicted model, not a curated record.